This is a messenger RNA of Patiria miniata (bat star), 2000 nucleotides long. Its product is annotated as dynein light chain LC6, flagellar outer arm-like. Gene Ontology annotation, molecular function: dynein intermediate chain binding; dynein light intermediate chain binding. The record is from RefSeq and is a predicted model, not a curated record. Lineage: Eukaryota; Metazoa; Echinodermata; Asteroidea; Valvatida; Asterinidae. Bases 55 to 348 code for a protein of 97 amino acids. The transcript is spliced from 2 exons. Gene Ontology annotation, biological process: microtubule-based process; cilium assembly. Gene Ontology annotation, cellular component: cytoplasmic dynein complex.
GCAAAGGUGCUGUACUUUUAUUUUCUGAUAUCGGCCGUUAAUACAAGACCCAAAAUGUACGGAAUUUCAUCCAAAUCAACGGCCGAGAAGAAGGCCGUGAUCAAGAACGCAGACAUGCCUGACGACAUGCAGUCCGACGCCGUGGACUGCGCUACACAGGCCAUGGAAAGGUUCAACAUCGAGAAAGACAUCGCUGCUUUCAUCAAGAAAGAGUUCGACAAGAAGUACACCACCACCUGGCACUGCAUCGUGGGUAGAAACUUCGGCAGUUACGUCACACACGAGACCAAGAACUUCAUCUAUUUCUACAUGGGACAGGUGGCCAUACUGCUGUACAAAUCGGGAUAAUUUUUAAGUUCUGGAUAACAUCUGAUUCUGGUCUUGAGCUGCAGCUAGGCUCAUCCGCCAUCUUAGAACACUGACGGACACAAUGCAGGCGCAAUUGGGUCCACAGCAAACCAAUUCAGACUGGCUUUGAAAUGGAGACUAUACAGUCAAGGAUGCAGCAAAGAGAAGCUAGGACAUGUUGAGAAAUGCGCCGCUACGUCAGCAUGCAUCCCCGGAGUCCAAACAUGAUAUAGCCUACAUAAUAAAGCUAUCGUGCAGAAGUUAACCUUAGCUCCCUGUGCGGAAUCGCGAUAGUCUGGAGCCCUUGCAUAGAGCGCCCUCAGUGAGGACAAGUUUUGUUUUCCACUGUAAAGCUUUUGCUCAGAAGUCAAAGACAUUAGGAUCUCCCUAUCUGGUUCGUUAGUGUCUAUGUUGUCAUACACGCGCGCGCAACACUGAUUACUAGCGCCCAUUGGAUAAACACUGAAGUUGCGUUUAACUUCCGGUUCCAGUGGUUCCAAUGCUGCUUAAUUUGCAGUGGGCGUGGUUUAAACUGAAGUGACGUCACACUAACGGACCGGUUAGACCUUAUGCGUUGCGGGUGUCUCAGAGGGUAUUCUUUAUUUCAAUUAAUUAAUAAACAACUAAUCAAUGCACAAUCUCAUGCCUAUUCUAUAGCGAUACAAAACAAUUGCCCUUUAACUCCGCCUCAACGCGCAAGGUCUAUACCAAAUCGCCAUUAUUCUGCCCUUGCAUAAAGCGACCUCACGUACUGAAGGCAUUGACUUUGUUCCUUUGUUCCGCUGUGUCACAAGUAACAAAACCUGUCCCCAGUGGGGGCGCUCUGUGCAAGGGGUCUAUUGGAAUGGAAACGAGGAUGCACUUGGAAGACACAGACUCUCUCGCGCGUUACUGGGAACUUGGCUCACUGAUUACUUCAUUUGUGGCUGGUCUUUUUUUUUUAUAAUGCCACUGUGCAAAGUGUAUAAAUAGCGUGUAAAUUAUGUAAUUCAAUGGCGGCUGGUUCGGUGAGGCAAACAUGUUGGUGCUUUGUUUGAAAAAUUACUUAUUAAAGUUGCUCGUCAAUUUUUUCCUAAAAAUUGUUUAACUUCUAUGUUUUGUUUUUAACGUAAAAAACCUUCUUAAUUCCGAUUUUGGGCGUCUGCAAAAUUAACCUUCUGAAAAGGCGCUUAAUUUUGCGCACAAAAUGAAUGCGCCCUAUAAUGGAGCCGAAUUGUUGUCUGGCAGCCAAUAAUUCGACUUUUGUGAAGAAAUAAUUCAAUAACUAAACAUUUGUGGAUUGUUUUUUUCGUUCUAUGUCUCAAUAACUUUCAUAUUGCUGGGAAAAUAGCAUUGAAAACAAAUCUAGUUUUCGAGGUGAACACAUCUUUUAGAUGGCUCACUUAUUACUUCAUUUUAUUUGCUGGUCUUUCUUUAACUCCACGGUGCCAAGGUUUUGAUGGCGUGUAAAUUAUGUCAUGAAAUUUAUAAUGGAUGGGUCAGUGAGGUAAACAUUUGGUGCUUUGUUUGAGCAAUAAAUAAGUGAUUAAAAACUAGAAAAGCAAAAACCGUUUCAGACAGGCGUUUCAGAGCUGCGCUGAGCUAAUAUGUAUUGAGAGGGACUGAAGUCGACCCAGAUAAAACUGGGUUUCAAACAGGUGAAAUUUAUGAUC